UCUCAGCUGAAUUAUAGGUUAUGUUGAAUAUAAUGUAUUUAUAGUGUACAAUCUUUCUUUCCUAUCUUAAUAUAGGUCACAUAUAUGGUAGUUAGUUCAACCUAACCUUGUAUAUAUAUUUCUCUAUUGUAAGAAGUUAUGAAUAUGAAUGAGAAUUAAGGUUUUCUCUCUCUCUCUCUCUCUUUUUCAACAUGGUAUCAGAGUUAAGGGAGAAAACUUUAUUCUUUCUGGUUUACCCGUGUAAUUAAUUCUGGGAAUCCGUUUAGUGACCGUGUUUCAUUCCAAUCACAUUUUCCAUCUCCCAAAGUUUUCCGAUCAGCCAUAUCGUGAUCAGAAAACCCUCAUCACCGUCAACAUUUUUUCGGCGAUAUUUUUCGGAGACUUUUUUUUCUGACGAUAUUUUCCGACACCGACCACAUCAUCAAGAGCACCCGAUAACCAUUUUGUAAAUUAAAUGAAUGAUGCAAAGGAAAAAAUCAAGCAUCCUAAACAAAAUAGGACAACCUAAUGAUUGGAGUAAAUGUCUACAGGCAAAGACUGGGAGAGAGAAAGAGUUGGAAGUUGCUUUACAGAGGCUCAGGGGAGAGAACACAGACAUUUCUCAAGAGUUAGCUGAAAUCAAAGACUAUACAGAAAUCUGUCAACGACUCUCAGAAGAUAGAAUUCUAGACUUGUUUCAGUGGAAAUAUGCUCAUUCACUUGUAGUUGGGGUUGGGUUGAUGUUGCUGCAACAACUUGCAGGGUCCGUUGCCAUUCCUAGUUAUGCAGAUUCCAUAUUUGAAUCAGCUGAUUUUUCAAGUACAUUCGGGACAACAGCAACUGCUAUUAUCCAGAUUCCAGUAGUUGUUAUUGGUGUACUCUUAGCCGAUAGAUCUGGAAGACGGCCACUGCUAAUUGUUUCUGCAGCUGGAAUGUGCUUGAGUUGCUUGAUUAUAGGAAUAUCAUUCUUAUUACAGGAUCUUCACAAGUGGAAGGAGCUCACUCCUAUUAUGGUUCUUAUUGGCAUGGUGGCAUAUUUGGCAUGGUACUCACUAGGCUUCAGAGGACUACCAUGGGUUAUCAUUUCAGAGAUAUAUCCAGUAAACAUAAAGGGUUCAGCUGGAAGUCUAGUGACUUUCAUUCUCUGGUCCUCUUCUACUAUUGUUGUGUAUGUUUUUAACUUCAUCUUUGAAUGGAACUCAGCAGGUGAUACCUUUCUCUACCUCUCUCUUAUGUCUCUCCUUACAUGUAUAUAUAUAGGCUUGUGUUCAUGUGUAUUUUUAUUUAUAAAAACAGGUAUUUUCAUUAAACCAUUUCAGGAACAUUCUUCAUAUUCUCAGUCUUUAGUGCUGCAACUGUUCUAUUCACCAUAAAACUCGUACCAGAAACCAAGGGGCGAACGCUAGAAGAAAUACAAGCAUCUAUGACCCAUUUUCUGCAGCACUAACAUAAACUUAUUGUGCUACAUAAGUAUUGGAAUUAAGAAUUUUCUCUGAACAUUAAUUUGUUAAUCUGGUGGUGCGAAGUUGGGUACUUUUGGUCAUCCUAGCAUAAUAAAUAGUUUGUUAUGGAUCUUA
Messenger RNA from Vitis vinifera (wine grape), 1556 nucleotides. RefSeq names its product sugar transporter ERD6-like 5. The coding region runs from base 459 to 1352 and encodes 297 amino acids. The record is from RefSeq and is a predicted model, not a curated record. The transcript is spliced from 9 exons. Gene Ontology annotation, biological process: transmembrane transport. Gene Ontology annotation, cellular component: membrane. Gene Ontology annotation, molecular function: transmembrane transporter activity. Lineage: Eukaryota; Viridiplantae; Streptophyta; Magnoliopsida; Vitales; Vitaceae.